AUGAAGCUCAACAUUGGGCUCAGUGCAGCCUUUGCAGGCAUUGUUGCUGCAUCUCAACAACCCGCCGCUGACGGUACCAAAGUUUACAUCCUCCGAGGAUCCCAUCACAUCGAGCCUACGACGAGCAUCACUCCCAGCGAAGCCCGUCUCAUCCUGUACCAGCGCCUCGCCCCCGAGGGACGGGACUUUUCAUUUCGCGAUCUCACAGCUUCCGACGAUGAAGAGCGUGUCGUUUCUUUAAUGAACAAAUAUGGAAAGGCCCCUGCGCCAUUGCUCUCCGAUGAGAAGACCGCGACGCCGCGCCAGCUCGCUAUUACCAUUGAGGGAAUGCCCUCCUUCGAAUACGAAUCGUUCUUUGGCUGGCUUUUUAACACACAGCCCGACUUCACCACGGAUAUUAGCAAGGAGAAUGGCGAGCAUCCCGAGGUCUUUGUAAAUGUCCUCGCCAAGAUGCCCGAGUGUCCCCUGAGCCAGAUUGCUGCCUUGGACGAGAAGUGUUUCAAUGGCCAAUCUGCUUAUGCGUCAUACAGCAGAUCCCAGGAUGGUGAUCACCCCACUACCCUACUAAAUGAGCUUCCCAAGCUUCAGAAGCUCGCCGAGUCAGGCGAACUACAGACCAUCCUGGUUUUCCUGCCCAUCGGCGUCGACUCUGAGGACAAGUCCGACAAGGAUCAAGAGCUUCGACGUCGACAGGCUGAGACCGUUAUCUCGUCUAUCGAAGAGACAGCCGAGUCACCGGCCGAAACCUCUACCACACCCGCGAAGCCUUCGAACCCCAUUAAAGCUGUAUGCUUCACCUCAGAGGAUAGCUGCAUGGAAGCUACGGGCAACUGCACAGGUCACGGAAAGUGCCUGAACAAAUACGGCAAAAGCAAGGACUCUUGCUUCGUCUGCCACUGUCAAGUUACCAAGUCCGAGAGUGGCAGUGUCACUCACUGGGGCGGUAGCAUGUGCCAGAAGCAGGACAUUAGUGUCCAGUUCUGGCUCUUUGCUGGCUUCACCAUUGCCCUCCUUACCAUUCUGUACAUGGCUAUUGGCAUGCUCUUCAGCGUUGGUGAGGAGAAGCUUCCUGGAGUGAUUGGUGCUGGUGUGUCGAGGUCCAAGUAA
Messenger RNA from Fusarium tjaetaba, 1107 nucleotides. RefSeq lists its product as uncharacterized. The transcript is spliced from 2 exons. Bases 1 to 1107 code for a protein of 368 amino acids. NCBI's taxonomy places the organism in Eukaryota, Fungi, Ascomycota, Sordariomycetes, Hypocreales, Nectriaceae. Gene Ontology annotation, cellular component: endoplasmic reticulum. The record is from RefSeq and is a predicted model, not a curated record.